Messenger RNA from Schizosaccharomyces octosporus yFS286, 735 nucleotides. RefSeq names its product ubiquitin-fold modifier-specific protease. Lineage: Eukaryota; Fungi; Ascomycota; Schizosaccharomycetes; Schizosaccharomycetales; Schizosaccharomycetaceae. The coding region runs from base 1 to 735 and encodes 244 amino acids. The record is from RefSeq and is a predicted model, not a curated record. The transcript has a single exon.
AUGGGCUAUUCUCUACACGAUAUUCAGCAACAAUUCACCAGCAUGAAUAUCCCAGAUGUUUCCUUGGCUUCCGGCGAUGUAUAUUAUUUCUCAACAAUUAAAAAUAUUGACUAUGGAUGGGGAUGUGGUUGGCGAAAUAUUCAAAUGUUGUUCUCUUGGUUACAAACAUCAUAUAGUAAAUGGUUUGAAAGUCAUCAUUAUAAAUAUGAUCUUCCAGAUUUAAGAAAGCACUUAUUAAACGCUUGGAAACAGGGAAUUGAUGUUGAUGGAUGUGAGCAAAUUGGAACACGGUUGGAAGGAACAUGGAUUGGCGCCACUGAAGCUUACACAUUGAUGACGGGUCUCAUGCUGAAUGUUGGCCUCGUGGACUUUGAUUUUCAUAAUCGAUCCUCAGCCGUGGAAGCACUAUUCUUGUUCUUUAAGGAUCAUUUUAGUGAUUCAUCAAAGAGUAAAUGCCAUAUAUCGCCAUGCUAUCUGCAAUUUCAAGGACAUUCUAUCACCGUCAUUGGCUAUUGUUCUUCACUGAAGAGCUUAGUUGUUUUUGAUCCCGAUGCUCAUCAGUCUAAUAAAAAAAAUACUUCAGGAUUCCAACAAGAUACCAUGAAACGAAUGCUGGUGAAUAAAAGGUUCUUUCGCGAUCUUCAGUAUCAAGUACUUUACAUGAAGGAAGACUUGUUUUUGGAAAAUAUUCAGGAACGGAAGCAAAUUCGAUCGACGAGGAUUUCUGACUACUAA